Messenger RNA from Chenopodium quinoa (quinoa), 2148 nucleotides. RefSeq names its product scarecrow-like protein 18. Gene Ontology annotation, biological process: regulation of DNA-templated transcription; meristem initiation. Gene Ontology annotation, molecular function: DNA-binding transcription factor activity; sequence-specific DNA binding. Bases 1 to 1542 code for a protein of 513 amino acids. The transcript has a single exon. The record is from RefSeq and is a predicted model, not a curated record. NCBI's taxonomy places the organism in Eukaryota, Viridiplantae, Streptophyta, Magnoliopsida, Caryophyllales, Amaranthaceae. Gene Ontology annotation, cellular component: nucleus.
AUGCUAGGAUCUUCCUCAUAUAGCUCUGAGGAAGAUCGAGAUCACGAACGAUCUUCACCGUUGGAUCUACCUCAACCUCAAUUUCAACCUCAACCACAACCACAACCGCGACCACCACUAAGGCUAUUAGAUUAUCAACGCUUGCUGAUUAGUAGUAGUAGUAAUAUUACUACUACUACUUCUGCUGCUCUUCUUCCUUCAUCAUCUUCGGUUGUAUUAUCUUCGACACCGCCAACGUUGUUAUCAACAUCACCACAAUCAUCAGUGAUUCAUCCACGGCAGUUGUUGGUCACUUGUGCUGAGCUUAUAUCUCGGUCCGAGUUCUUAUCAGCUAACCGUCUACUCUCCCUUAUAUCCACUGAUUUCGCCUUACAAUUUGGCGACUCCACUGAAAGGCUAGUGUAUUAUUUUUGUAAAGCCUUAAGAGAGCGUAUCAAUCGUUAUUUAUUAUCAACUACAACUUGUGUUAUGAACCCUAGUAUUAAUAUUCCUGUUACACUAGCUCAUCAUCAACAACGUCCCAUUUUUUCAUCAUCACCAUCUCCUCAAAUAAUAUUACCUAAUAAUCAAAUUCCAAGACCUUCUAGAAUAGUAGAACAAGAUGUUACAACUAGAUAUUCAUCUUAUCUUUCUCUCAAUCAAGUUACUCCGUUUAUCCGAUUCACCCACUUGACCGCCAACCAAGCGAUUCUCGAAGCCGUGGAGGGUUAUGCAUCGAUCCAUAUCCUCGACAUGGAUGUCAUGCACGGCGUUCAAUGGCCUCCGUUGUUGCAAGCCAUCAUGGAGCGGUCGAGUACCCUAGGUCGGUCGUGUCCUACAAUACGGAUCACGGGGGCUGCCCGUGAUCCAACUAUCCUAGACCGGACUGGGGACCGGCUUAGGAGAUUUGCCGAAUCCCUAGGGAUUGAGUUCGAGUUUUGUGAUUUGGUACUUUAUGAUUCUGAAGUAGUUGAUCACUCUGAGGCGGUGAUCCAUGCUUUGAUGGAUCACCGCCUCAAGUUUGAUCAGGUGGAAGAAGCCCUGGCAAUUAAUUGUGGGGACUACCUCCACCGCCUCCUAAGGGAAUACGAUACACGUUCCCUUAGGAGGUUUCUCCACAAGGUCAAGACCUUAAACCCUAAGGUCUUGACCCUGGGAGAACGAGAGGCUGAUCAUAACCACCCUCUCUUUUUGCGGAGGUUUGUAGAGGCAUUGGAUCACUACGGAGCCGUGUUUGACUCCCUAGAGGCCACCCUACCUCCGCAAAGUCGAGAGAGGGUGGCAGUCGAGGAAGCAUGGUUCGGGGAGGAGAUAAAAGACGUCGUGGGGGAGGACGGGGAGAGGAGAAAGGAUAGACAUCAACGGUUCGAGUCGUGGGAAAUGGUGAUGCGGAGUUCCGGGUUCAAGAGUCUAGCCUUGAGUCCGUUUUCGUUGUCACAAGCUAAGUUGUUGCUUAGGCUUCAUUAUCCAUCAGAAGGUUACCAACUUCAGGUUGUUAAAAAACAUUGUUUGUUUCUUGGGUGGAAAAAUCGCCCUCUUUAUUCUGUAUCUUCUUGGCAAUAAUUAGGCCCUCAUUUUUCUUUCAUAUAUUUUCUUCAAUUUUUGUUAAUUUUAAACUUUAUUUGGUAAUGGUGAUAAAUAUAGAUUCCAUAUGAUUUUCUAAAAUAGGCUUAAUAUAUGGGGUAAUCAUCACCUCAAAAUUACAAAAAGGUUAGCUAACUUGGCCUUGUGAAUUUGUGAUCAUCUUGAAUUUAGCUAGGGUUUUUCUCAAUUAUUAUUGUUAGUUAAUUUAAUAUAGAUUUUUUUUUAAUUAGUCAUAUCCUCCAUUUCUUCAUUGCUUAUGUAUUUUUUUUUUAUUAAUUCUAAAUUAAAAAAUUUCCCCAUAAAUUACCUAUGUUGAUGUAUAUUUGUUGAAUUUUUAUUUAUUUGUUUAUUUAUUUAGGUGGAUGAAAGUAGUAUAUUGUAAAUGAAAAGUAUGUCAAAAUAAUUAAGAAUAUUCCCUAUUGACUAUUAGGGCAACAACUUGAAGAUUUCUCAAUUUUGAUUCCAUAGAAAGUCGUUUUGUCUUUAUUGAAUUAAUCACUUCACUCGUGUGCCUUUUGCUAAAUCUAAUUACACAAUUAACAAAUAAUUAAUUAUUGUCUUUAUUAACCCAAAGUGCUUUUUGUC